AUGCGCGGAGACUCGGAGCGUAAGCGAUGGCGAAAUUCCUGCUUUUUAUGCAAGGUCGACCAACCUGUGAAGCAAAGUUAUCUCGAUAGAACUGACCACUUAGGAGAGCCUCUCUCGUGGUGUGAAUGAGUAAAACAUGGCAGACCACACCCCGCCUCUGGAGUCCGGCCAGCUUCUCAGCCCUGAACUCCCCAUCCUGGCGUCACCACCGCCCCCAGCUAUGGUCAACGGGGAAGGCCCGCAGCAGGUAAUCCUGGUGCAAGUAAACCCAGGUGAGGCUUUCACUAUUCGACGGGAGGAUGGUCAAUUUCAGUGUAUCACAGGUCCUGCUCAGGUUCCCAUGAUGUCUCCAAAUGGUUCAGUGCCUCCAAUCUAUGUGCCUCCUGGAUACAUUUCACAGAUCAUUGAAGAGAAUGGAGUGCGACGGGUCCUGGUGUUGCCGCAGCAACCGGAGUUCCACCCGGGCGGCCACUCACCUCUCCACCAUCCUCCACCGCCCCCCCAUGCCCACCUACCUGCCUUCAUCCCACACCCGGCCAUGAUGCCCCCGCCCCCUCACCUGUACACAAGCAUGGCAGGCGGAGUGGGUGACAUGAGCUCGCAGUACAUCUCCCAGUAUCAUCCGGCCCACAUCUACUCAGAGCAGGUCUCUGCAGAUUCCCACUCCCAACACGGUCGCCCGGCAUUUGUCCACAGAGACGACAGAACGAGCAAAACGUAUGAGCGCCUCCAGAAGAAACUGAAGGACCGGCAGGGAGGCAGCGGCGGAGGAGGAGGAGGAGGGGGAGGAGGGCAGGUGAAGGACAGCCCUCCACUUUCGCCUCAGAAGACAUGUGGAAGCCCCACGACGCUUGACGUCCACAACGGUGUAGGAGCCAAAGGGCCCGAGGCAGAGCAGCCCGGUCAUGUGGCAGACAAGCAAGGCCGGGGCAAAAACGGAGAGGCUAGAGAGCUGGAUGCAGCAGCACAGGCCCUGCAAGCACUGCUGAGCACCAUCAGUAAACCGGUGGUGUCAGACAUCCAGGCCCGGGCGGUAGAAGCGAGCUGGAGCGUACCCAAGACGGAGGAUGACAGCACCCUCACAGGAACUCUCAGCUAUGAGGUCUCCGUCUCAUUUAGCGGCAAGGAUGGGAAGUACAAGAGCAUGUACUGUGGCGAGGAACUAAGUGCAACUUUAGAGAACCUUCGACCAGCAACAGACUAUCACAUCAGGGUCCAGGCAAUGUGUAACUGUUUACAGGGAAGCCCAUCCGAGGUCGUGAGCUUCACCACGCUAAGCUGUGAGCCAGAGCCUCCCAAUGCUCCCAGGAAGGCCAGCGGGACCAAGAACACUCUCGUACUUCAGUGGAAGGCUCCAUGUGACAACGGUUCAAAGGUCCACAACUACAUUCUUCAAUGGGAUGAGGGGAAGGCCACUGCCGUGUUUGAGCAGUGCUACUACGGACCUCAGAAACAGUACAGAGUGACCAAGCUUUCGCCAGCCUCCAAAUACUCCUUCCGCCUCGCAGCCAAAAAUGACAUGGGCGUCAGUGAAUUCAGUGAGUCUGUGGAGCUGUUCACCUCAUGCAGUGUGCCAUUGCCGCCCUUCCCUCCGGAGCUGGUGAUGGUCGGCGUCACCUGGUUAUGUCUCAAGUGGCAUCGACCCAGCAGCUCGCCCAAGGAGGACGACGUCUGCUACAUCCUGGAGAUGGAGGAGGAAGGCUCGGGUUAUGGUUUCCAGCCAACCUACGACGGCGAUCAACUCUCCUGCACGGUCAGGAACCUCCACAGGAGCACCAAGUACAAGUUCCGGGUGGCGGCGUACAACUCUGAGGGUAAGAGUAACCCCAGUCCGGUAGUGGAGUUCAUCACCAACCCAGACAGACCCAGUUAUCCGUCCAGGCCCGUCAUCAAGGGCAAAGUCCUGCCCAACAGCUUCAAGUUGGCCUGGGAUCCCCCAAAAGAAAAUGGUGGUGCAGAUGUCACCAAGUAUGUUGUGGAGAUGUCUGAGGGUUUAAGUGGUUUGUUGUGGGAGCUGGUGUAUUCAGGCCCAGCCAUGGAGCAUGUGUGUGAUGGCCUCAAGCCGGGCUGCUCCUACCAGAUGAGAGUGUACUGCAUGAGCGAGGGGGGGCAGAGCCCGCUGUCGGAGACCCUGCAGGUCCAGACUCCCGCGGUGCCUCCUGGGCCCUGCCAACCCCCCCGACUGGUGGGCAAGCCCAAAGCCCGAGAAUUGCAACUGCGCUGGGGUGCGCCUCAGGUGGAUGGCGGCAGCCCGGUGUCGUGCUACAGUGUGGAGCUGAGCGGGCCGCAGUCAGAGGAGAGCAGGGAGGUUUACCAGGGUCCCGAGCUGGACUGUUCCGUUGGGGGCUUGAUGCCCGGCAGGACCUUCAGCUUCCGGCUCAAGGCGGGAAACAAGGCGGGGUUUGGGCCUCUCUCUGAACGCUAUGAUGUCACCACCGGUCCCGGGGCCCCCGAGCAGUGCAAGGCUCCUUCCAUCAUGUGCAAAUCACCCAGCUGUGUUGUGGUCAACUGGGAGGCACCGCCUUGCAAUGGGGCUCCGGUGACUGAGUUUCGUCUGGAAUGGGGGGCCGCCGAGGGCAGCAUGCAGGUUUGCUACAGCGGAGCAGCCCUCAGCCACGAGAUGAAGGGCCUGCUGCCCGCUAACAACUACUUCUGCAGGGUACAGGCUUUGAAUGUGGCAGGUGUGGGCCCCUUCAGCGAGGCAGUCCUAUGCCAUACCCCCUGCUCCGUCCCCGCCGCCGUCUGCAACAUCUGCGUCAUGAAGGAGUCCGAGCUCCUCAGUUUUGGCGAUCCCGAGGAGAAGGAUGAGGAAGAGGAUGAGGAGAAAGGGGUUUGGCAGCUGUCUCUCUAUUCGCCAUCCACCUGCGUGGGCAUCUGCUGGGACCCCCCCUGCGACCACGGCUCUGAGAUCACGUCCUACCUGAUCGACCUUGGCGAGCGCCAGCCCGUUCUGGUCGGCCCAGUCACAAAACAUGUCAUCCAGCACCUGCAACCCGACACCAGCUACAGGAUCCGAAUCCAGGCCCUGAAUAGCUUGGGCACGGGACCUUUUAGUCACACCUUUAAGCUGAAGACCAAGCCCCUGCCCCCGCAGCCGCCCCGCCUGGAGUGCACCGCCUUCAGCCACCACACCCUCAGGCUCAAGUGGGGCGACGGUCCAGCUAAAGCCGCCGCCUCAGACCCUCUCCAGUAUCAUCUGCAGAUGGAGGACAAGAGUGGCAGAUUUAUCUCCUUGUAUGAAGGAACAUACCACACCCACAAAGUGCAGAGGCUUAAUGAGUCUACCUCCUACGCAUUCCGCAUCCAGGCCUUGAACGAGGCGGGCUCGGGGCCCUUCUCCGCUGUUUACACCUUCACCACCCUGCGCUCUCCCCCGGCCCCCCUCAAAGCCCCAAAGGUGGAGCGAGUGGACGACAGUUCCUGCGAGGUGAGCUGGGAGGCGCUGUUGCCCAUGAAGGGCGACCCGAUUGUCUACACUCUGCAGUUCAUGAUGGGAAACUCUGAUUUCAAGCAGGCGUACAAAGGUCCUGGGACUUGUUUCACGGUGCAGCACCUACACCCCAACAGCGACUACCGCUUCCGGGUGUGCGCCAUCCGGCAGUGCCAUGACCCGCCCGAGCUGAGCGGCCCGUACAGCCCCACCGUGACGCUCGCCGUUCAGCGGGGGGGCGACACGGUCGCCUCGGCGUCCUCUUCCUCUUUGAGGGCGGCCUCCUCCUCGACGUCGGGCCGGGCUGGCCGCAGCCUGACGGACGAGCAGUGCGCCUUCCUGCUCCUCAUGGUGUUUGCCAUCAUCGCCAUCCUCAUCGCGUUCGUCAUCCAGUACUUUGUCAUCAAAUGAGCGCCGCCGCCAGGGUACCACGGUUAUUAAUGCUUUAUUUUUUUUUUCUUCCUUUCACGCUUUCUCCAUCUCCUGCUUCCCACCUGAGACGACCAGUGGGGGCUUCUAGUCACACAAAGAAUAUAUACAUUACUCCCAAAAAAUGAGGGAUAUUGGGUGAAAUUUCAGGAUGAUCCUAAAAUGCCCUUUACCGGUGAACUUAGUUUGACGUGUCAACUUUCAGUACUUUUUGCAUAACUUGCUGUUCUCUAACAAGGAUGUGAGCUGCAAUUUAUUUUGUAAAUUUCCAAAUAAGUCUGCUUCUAUGCCUUUCUGUGACUGAAUCCUGUCUCUCUGUAGCAGACACUUUAAGAUCAUUGGCCCCUUCCCGAUGUUCCAAGAGGGAGGUGGCCACUGACAUUCUGCCAGGGGUGUCAAACUCAUCAGUCAUAGAAAGGCCUAAUCACCUUAUACAAUUUCGACAGCAAAUUUCAGUACUAUAAAUUCACAAACGAUGGAAAAUAGUUGUUUGAUUUAUGCUAAGGGAUUUGGUAGGGAAAAAUUGCACUUUCGGUACAAAGUUUUAGUUAUAGGGCUAAAAAAAAAAAAUACGACAGGUUGCGACAGAGAGACUGGAAUAGUCACAGAAAGGCAUAAAAGUGGACAUACGUCCUUGGAAGUUUCAACUUGUGAAUUUUGCCUUUCAGCUUCUUGUUCCAGAGAGGGUUAUAAAGCACCAACGCCAUGCAUCUAGCAUGUACACAAUUAUGAACCAGUGUUACAUAACCGACUGUACUUGGUCAUGAAGUUAUUCAACACAAGCCAUCUUCUCAUGAGGCUAAUCAAUAGUAUUAGCUAGCAUACUAGCCUAAAUGACAUGCUAGUACAGACUACAUGGGCUACGAGUAACUACAUCGGGAGAGAAGCAAUAGCAUACUUGUUGUGAAUCCAUGUUAGAAAGCAGCAAGUUGUGCAAAAACCACUGAUGCGUUGAACAGCUGCGCAUUCCAAAUUUACCAAAGGUCAAAUUAGGUUAACCUGUAAACACUAAAGUGCAGUGGAUCUCAAAAUUUUUACACAAACUAUCACCAAAAAAAGGCUCUUGAAGGAGCAUCAUCAUGACCAACAUUAUAAAAUUGUACCAAAAUAAAUGUCUAAAAAUGUUUUUAAAGAUGACAUACAAAUAUAGUGAACUCUGGACUGGGAAUCACUGUUUAGAUUCAUCCUAAAAAUGUCACCCCUAAAAAGCCCCAAAUCCCAAACUUUUUGUGAGUACUGUCCAUGUGUAUGAUCCUUAUUUAUAUUUGCAGUCGUGUCCAUUAUGAAGCUAUUUUCCCAUGGAGAUAUGUAAUAUGUAAUAUGUGCGGGACCCGGUGGGGCCAGUGAAUUUGCACAGUUGGGGGCUUGAGGACCACAUGAAGGGACUUUUAAUAAAAUCCCAAAAAUAUAUAUAAAAAUAAAAACCAGGCUGGAUUUCACAGUGUGAAAAUCCACGUUCUAGAAGGUUUGCACUUUUUUUUGUUUGUUUUUGUCCAGUUUUUUGUUUUUUUUCUGUUUGUGUUUGUUUGUUUGAUCGAGUGGGGAAUGUUCAAGGAUGCAGAAAUGUGAGUGGAGAAAUCCUAUUUUUGUACAGCAGCAGCGGUGGGAGAUGACAAAAGAAAUUGCUUGGUCUAAUAGAAAGCAAACAAACAAGUGAAACUCUUUUUUACUCUCUUGAUGAUGAUGAUGGUGGUGAUGAUGAUGAUGAGCUGUAGCUUGUUUUUACAUUCACGCAGCAGCUGCUUGACUCCAAAAUUCUUGUCCAGCACACACACAAAAUUCCGCUUCCCUUUUGUUGUUAACUUGUUUUUUUCUCCCCCUUCUUGAUUUUGUUUUGUUGCACAUUAGUAAAAGAGAAGAAGAAAAAAAAAAAAAAAAAAAACCUUGGCUAACUGCGGGUCCGCAUUUUACGCAACAAACUUUUUAAAAAAAUAUAAUAAUAAUAAAAAAAAGUUGUCGUCACUGAAACAACUGAGCAAAAGUAAGAAAAAUAUUGAGGGAAAAAACGAUAAAAAGUUGUUGUUUCAGAGGCCUUAAUUGGGAAAAUCUUAAUUUCAUGUCGGGACUGUUUUUUUUUUCUCGUUUUUUUUUUUUUCUUUUUUUUUAAGUUAGUGUUUUUAUUUCCUUUUCAUUCUUUUUUGCUAUGUUUUAUUUGAUAUCAGUAACGAGGAGAUACGUCGUCGUCGUUUGUGCAUGUUUAGUUUCAAUUUUAUUUUAUUUUUUUUAUUUUGGGCUUGUGCAGAGUUGUGUGAAGUAUAUAUAUCUAUUUUUUAUAUCCUAUGUAAUAAUAUAAGUUGAGGUAAAUAACGACAUGCUGAGCACCCCAUCCGUCACAUUAUUACUUCUGUGUACUACGAAAUCGUUUGACUAUUCUUGUCUUUAGUCAGAAAAUUGCAACUGUUACUAAAUAAAAAAUAAUGAAAAAUCCAUAGGUACCUUGCAUAAAUUCUGUCGAUUUGGUCCUCAAUUGUCCUCUCGCUCUCUCGCUCUCUCUCUCUCUCUUUUGAUAGCAAAGUGUGCCAUUUAAAUGUGAGCUGUUCGGUUUAGGGAGAUUAAAAAGAAAAAGCGACAAAAAAAAGUCAAAAUAUGCACAAAAAUGGAGACAGAACCAUUUUUAUGUCAUUUUAAUCUUUGCAGUUAUACCUCAUUCACCAUACAUUCCAAAAAUGACUAAUUUGUUAUACGAUACCUAUUUAGCGAGACAUAUCACUUUCCAAAUGUUGAUUAUGUGGGCGGGGAAAUGUAAUGUAAUCAUAGAAAUGUAUUUAAGGUUUAUAUGUAUAGCCAUGAUAUCGAAAACAGAAAAUCCCAUGCACAAUAAAAGAUUUAUUCUUAA
This is a messenger RNA of Phycodurus eques (leafy seadragon), 6695 nucleotides long. RefSeq names its product fibronectin type III domain containing 3A (gene fndc3a). Gene Ontology annotation, molecular function: protein binding. The record is from RefSeq and is a predicted model, not a curated record. Lineage: Eukaryota; Metazoa; Chordata; Actinopteri; Syngnathiformes; Syngnathidae.